ACGUGCUGCCGCAGAUGACGGACCGCAGGCUCGCACCUCCUGUGCCCGCACAUCCCCGCUCACUCUGACACACACGCACACGGACCGACAGUGGCUGUUAUCGUCUCGCUUCCUGCUCUCCGGAACCGGAGGAGCUUUUGGAAUUAGCAGCCGGCGUUCUCGUUCAGACGAAGGCGUGAGGAGCUGCGGAGAUAAAUGAUGUUAAUAUGAGACCUGCUAAAGGGAGAUGUCAGUCUCUUCCAGUUUGUAUCCAUUCUACAAUGAUGGGGAUUUAAACAAGGGGGGCUCUCAUCCCAGCUCUUCAGCAGCUGCACAGACCACCUCGUCCUGGAGGGGACCAGGAAACUACUUCGGGCCAUGGGCCCUGCACGGGCCUGAAAGAACACACAGGCCGCAUCUGGAGAGGUCUCUCGUCGCCCGGGGAACAUGUCUGGGCAAAUACAGAGUUAAGUUUGCUGUCUUAACCUCAUAAUCAAAUGCAGGAGGAAGGAUCCUUCAUGCCAAAAACAGCCUUGUUGUAUUUCUCCUCAGCCUUUACUACAAAGCGAACCCCAGAUGGAGCUGAGAGCUGUAUGCUGAGGAAAACCCCUGCUCAAUUGAGACUGCAACGGGAGCCUUCACCUCUCCUCCCAGGGACAAUCCUCUGCUGCCAUUCUCUGAUCACAGGCCUGGCAUCUUUCAUCCAUUCAUUCCUCUUUCCAUUCAUUCAUCUCUUUGCCCUGUUAUGAAAGGCCUGUCCAGUAGUCGGAGUCACCAUCAUGUGGUCUCCUAUGAGCCAUAUGAUCCACUGGGUCACCAUGUUGACCGUAAACCAUAUUUGUUCAGCCAGAUGGACAUGCCGUUGCCCAUUCCCAUGCCACAUCCAUCUGAGUUGUCCUAUUACAAUGCUCAACGUGUCUCGUACCCCUCUGAGAGCAACAGCAUUGUCCCAUAUGGAACCUUCCCAAGGAGGUGUCACUCCACCUCCUCAGCUCACCAUCCUGAGGUAAAGGAUGAGUGUAUGGCCAUGCUCCCAUAUGUAGGAGGAGGAGGAAGAGGAGGAGGAGGGGGGGGAGGCUAUGGGGGUAAAUCACAAUCUUGGGUGCCAGUAAGUUUUGCGGACCCUUUUGAGCAACAGCCAAUAUUUUCCAGAGAUGGCUACCACACACUGCAGUACAAACGAGGAGUGUUGUCUCACAGCGGGGGAAUAGGAGCCAAUGACAACAACAAUGACAGCCCUGGGCGAAUUCGCCACCUGGUCCACUCAGUACAAAAACUCUUUACAAAGUCACAUUCAUUGGAAGGGGCACAACAGUCCUCAAAAGGGGCGAAUAAUGGGAGUGUUUAUGGUGGUGGUGGAGGAGGUAGCGGUGGUGGUGGUUCAAGGGCCAGCCCAGAAGGUGCAGCUCCUCCAGGGGGAGUUCGCCAUCGGAAGCGCAGCAAGAGCCGUGAGCGCUGUAGAUCAGCUGAGCCCAAGCAUCGAAGCUACCACCACCACCACCAUCCCCAGCUUCAUGGCUCAGCAUCUGCUCCGGGGUCUGGAUAUUGGAGCUCAGAUGACAACCUGGAACGGGAGCUGUGUCUUUACCACCCUCAUCACCACCAACCUCCACCCUCACCCUCCCUCUCUAUUUCCCCCUCACCUGUUGCCAUUUCAACAGGCCACUGCCCCGGCAACAACCCCGAUAAGUAUCCCCAGGCUCCCCUCCCAAAUCUCUCCUCCUCACAGUCCCAGCAGUACUUCAUGAUGGAUCCCUAUGGGACAGUUAACGAACAUACACACACUCAUGCACGCCAUGGCCGCACUCACCACCAUUCUGCACUCAAAGCCUCUUGGAGCAACAGCGAUGUGAAAUAUACAGCUUCAUCUCCAUGUGUGCCAGUUAGUGGUAACAGCAAUAAGAGCGAUGUCUGUAUCGGUGGAGGAAGUGGCCCCUUGCUGCCACUGGGUCUUGUGGACGGGCCUAUUGAGAAGAAAGGGGCAUGGUCAUCAAGCCUAACGGUGAGCAGGGCCCAAGAGGUCUACACCAACAGCAGCAGCCACAACCAGCUACGAGCCAGCGCAGGAUCUGGUAACCUAGACCUAGAUAGAGCGCUAGUCAAAUCUAAGGGCAGUCAGCAGCAGGACCCUUCUUGCCAAUUCUUACAGGUACCUCAAGAUGAGUGGAGUGGUUUUUCUCCUCUGGGAAAAGAGGAAGACAUUCCCUGUAGGAGGAUGAGGAGUGGCAGCUACGUCAAAGCCAUGGCUGAGGAUGACAGCGGAGACUCUGAUGGAAGUCCCAAACCUUCUCCGAAGAUGCAGGCACGCCGGGCCAGCUACCUUAAAGCCACACAGCCAUCACUGACGGAGAUGACCACUUUGCAAAUUUCCACAGAGCACUCCCCAAAACUGCAAAUAAGGAGUCACAGUUACUUGCGUGCCGUGAGCGAGGUAUCAAUCAACAGAAGCAUGGAUACACUGGACCCUAAAACCCUCCUGGACCCCAAAUCACUGCUGUCUUCACCCCAGUACCGGUCACGUAAUGAAAGCUACAUGAGAGCCAUGAGCACCAUCAGUCAGCUGAGUGAGGUCGAAGUGAAUGGCCAGAUUGAGCAAGUAUGCGAGCAGGUCUAUAGUGAGAUGCAAUCUCAAGCUAUGGACCCAGGGAUGGAUAGCUUGGAGACCAUGGACACCCUGCCUAUGCCAGGAUGCUUCCGUAUGCGUAGCCCCAGUUAUGUAAGGGCAAUCGACCAGGGUUGUACCUCAGAAGACGAAGGACCAGGAGGAAGACCUCUCCUGCUUCUUCCAUCCUCACCACCCCGUACAACUGCCACAACUGUCAGGACCAUCCAAAGCAGCACCGUUUCAUCUUGCAUUACUACCUAUAAGAAAACCCCUCCACCAGUGCCACCACGAACCUCCACCUGCUCUACAGCCUCGAAGCCAUAUAUCUCUAUCACAGCCCAAAGCAGCACAGAGUCUGCACAGGAUGCCUACAUGGAAGAGGAAGGGCCCAGAGGUGACAUGACAAUCCAGUCAGGGCUCAGCAACUCGACAGAAAGUAUUGACAGCAUGAAGGCCUUGACAGCUGCCAUAGAAGCUGCUAACGCUCAGGUCCAUGGGCCAGCUAGUCAACAUGUCAGUAACAGCACGAUGACAGUUAGCACUGCCAACUCCUCGCACCUUAGCAGGGGACACGUUGUUGAAGAUCAUCGGGAUGAAUACAGGAAAGAAGCACUCAGGAAGGGAAAAUGUCUCUCCAUAGGCAUUCAGGUUGAUGGGCCAGAAGAGAUUCCAGAUCCAGAGGACCCCUCCAAGUUCACUUCUGUAGGGGUACAGGUGGAGGAUGAUCGAGGAUAUCGAAGGCUUCAGCGCUCCAACAGUGUGACAGCAGCUGUACAGGCAGAUCUAGACCUGCCAGACCUCCUAGAUACUCCUCUAGACGUUCCACAUCCUCACAGAGGACGCCUAUCAUCCUGUGGCAUCUCUCGGAAGUAUUCCCGUGAUGCUGCCACAUCCACCGUCAGCAUUCAGGGCUCAGGGAACCAUUACCAUGCCUGCACCUCAGACGACUAUGAAGAUGUUGGUUUUGACCCAUCCAUCCUCCCCCCACCAGACCCCUGGAUAGAUACUGUUACUGAUGACCCGCUUGAUUCAGACUUCAAUGGCUCUUCUAUUCUGGAGGUGGUACAGCGAUCAGUCUGUCAGAGAGAUGGGCGCUGGUUCCUGAAGUUACUACAGGCUGAGACUGACCGCCUCGAGGGAUGGUGUCGACAAAUGGAGCUCGACCAGCGGGAGAAUGAACUGCCUGAAGACAUCCUGGAAAAGAUGAGAGCUGCUGUAGGAAGUGCUCAGCUUCUGAUCUCCCAGAAGUUUCAGCAGUUCAGGGAGCUAUGUGAAGAGAACCUGAACCCCAGCAUCCAUCCUCGUCCUGUGGCCUCUGACCUGGCAGGCUUUUGGGAUAUGUUGCAGCUAUCUAUUGAGAACAUAAGCCUCAAGUUUGAUGAGCUUCACCAGCUCAGGGCCAACAACUGGAGACCCCUGGACCCUCCUGACAGAAAGGAGAGGCGACUUCCACCUCCCGUGCCAAAAAAACCACACAAGGUGGUCCCCCACCAUCACCCACCUCUUGCCAGAGACCGCUCACUGGAGAGCUCAGAGAAGCAGCGGCAGGAAGCGAGAAAGCGCCUGAUGGCUGCCAAGAGAGCUGCAUCUGUACGCCAGAACUCAGCGACAGAGAGUGCCGACAGCAUUGAGAUUUACAUCCCUGAAGCGCAGACAAGGUUAUGAAGACACUAUCGUGGACAUAUGGUGGCACGCAAAGAAUACCCAGGACCAAUAUUUAAACAAAACAUGUAAGAUUGUCCACACCAACUUAUAGUGGAAUAAACUGAUGGAAAAAGUUAUUGAUUAUCUUAUCUGCAAUUGUCCCAUCCUCAGUUUUAACAUCAUCAGUUAUGGUUGAUAAGGUAGCAACAGAAGUUCUACAGGUCUGGUUUCUAACAAUUUCUCUUUGGUAUGAUGUUUUAUUUUGUAACAAUCAUACAUAAGAAGAAAAUGAUGCAAAUAAUCACUGGAUAUAAACUUCUCAAAAUUUACUUUUCCAAAAUUCUGUUUUAAAAUCUGCCACAGGGUCGGGUCUAAAUUAGAUCACUUAUUUAUUAAAUGCUCGAGAUUCUGACAUUAGCGUUGUUGCAACACAUCGAUAUGACCUCACAAUCCAAACCACUAACUUGACUAGUUAUAAUCUGCUUUUAGUAACACAGACUCUGGAUAAGUGCACAACUCCACUUAAGAUGAAUUACUGGCUUCUGCAGGGCAUGCUGUGAAACAACUAAUUCAACAACUUAAAGGAGAAGUCCGGUCAAGAUCAGAAUUCAAACUGUUGACAGUACUUUAAAUAUAAAAUUAUUAAUUACUGUUCAAUAAAUGAUAACCUUUGUUUAAUUAAGAGUAAUUUUCAUUUGACGGUCGUUUAGUGGGGGCCACCAUCUGGGUGAAGAACAGUACUGACGUUUGUGACGUCAGUUUGCGGGAAUCGGCUGUUGACCCAAGUCCCAAUACCCUAUCUUUCACCUUGUAAAUAAAUAUCUGUUUUCAUGCCAAAAUAUUUUUUUAACCUCUUAAACAAAGAUAGACAUUGUA
Molecule: messenger RNA, 5104 nt
Organism: Fundulus heteroclitus (mummichog)
Lineage: Eukaryota; Metazoa; Chordata; Actinopteri; Cyprinodontiformes; Fundulidae
Gene: dlgap1a
Product: discs, large (Drosophila) homolog-associated protein 1a
Exons: 17
Coding region: 725-4249 (1174 amino acids)
Biological process (GO): signaling
Cellular component (GO): postsynaptic specialization; glutamatergic synapse
Molecular function (GO): molecular adaptor activity
Source: RefSeq, a predicted model, not a curated record